CGGGAGCGUAAGCAGGAAUCUCCUGACGCAUGCUGCCAUUGCUAAGCUCCUCACUUGUAUCCUUGCUCCAUCCAUACAUCACCGGUGACUACCUUACUGGGGAAAUGGCAUCUGAGUUGGCAUCUAUCGCUGAGAGGCUUGCCGCCCCUGGCAAGGGUAUUUUAGCGUCAGAUGAGAGCACUGGGACAAUCGGGAAGCGCUUGGAGAAAGCUGGAUUGCCGAACACUGAGGACAUCCGCCGCGCCUACCGCGAGCUGCUGUACACCACCCCCGGCCUGGGUCAGUACAUCAGCGGCGUCAUCAUGUUCAAGGAGACGCUGCACCAGGCCACCUCAGACGGGCGGCGCUUCACCGAGGUGCUGCAGCAGGAGGGCAUUCUGCCUGGUAUUAAAGUAGACGAGGGUUUGGCCCCCCUGCCCGGCGGCGGCGAGGGCGAGACCUUCACGCGGGGUCUGGAGGGGCUGCGCGAGGCGUGCGGGGAGUACGUGCGGGCGGGGGCGCGGUUCGCCAAGUGGAGGGCCACGCUCAAGGUCACGGACCAGCUCCCCUCCCCCGCGGCGGUGCAGCGCAAUGCUGAGGACCUGGCGGCGUAUGCCAAGAUAUGCCAGGAUUGCGGCCUGGUUCCCAUCGUGGAGCCCGAGCUGCUCAUCGACGGGGACCACUCGCAGGAGCGGUUCGCGGCGGCAAGCCAGCAGGUGUUGUCCGCUGUGGUGUCCUGCCUGCUGUCCUCGGGUGUGGCGCUGGAGGGCUGCUUGUUGAAGCCGCAGAUGGUGCUGCCGGGGGCGGAUGCGACGGGGGGCGGGGCGGGGCCGGAGCAGGUGGCGCGGGCGACGGUGGAGGUGAUGCGGCGUGUCAUCCCCCCCGCCCUCCCCGGCAUCUUGUUCCUGUCGGGCGGCCAGAGCGAGGAGCAGGCGACUGCCAACCUGGAUGCCAUCAACCGCCAUGCGCGGCAGGUGGGCAGGUGCCCCUGGGCGCUGUCAUUCUCAUUCGGCAGGGCGCUGCAGGCCUCCGUGCUCAAGCUCUGGUCUGCUGACCGCACCUCGGUGGCCCCCGCGCAGCACCUGGCACUGCAGCUGGCGCGCGUGAACAGCGAGGCGGCGCUGGGGCGGUACGCGGGGGGGCAGGAGGGGGGGCAGCCGCACCCCUCGCGGCUGUCCGCGGAGAGCCUGAGGGAGAACUUCCGGGGCUGGGGCGGACAGCAGCCGCCUAAGUAGGGAGGGGGGAACGAUGUGGUUGUGUGUGUGUUGAGGCCCGCUUCAGUGUGGUCUGGUCUUGGGUCAGUGUGUCCUCCCAGGAGGGUAAACUGUAGCGCGAAUGAGGGCGAGGCGCCAGGUUGGGGUACGCGGGUUGGGGGGCAUGUGGUCGUUAUGUGGCCCCACGUGUGUAUGGCAGAACUUAGAAGGAGUGUACGACAGGAGGAAAGCGCAGUGUACUGCAGGAGGGCGUGACGAGAGCGGUUUGAAAGCGGUCAAGCAGGCCUCGGUCUACCAGUUGGUUCGGACUGCAGAAGCCAUCGGAGGUGUGCGGCCGCAGCAGCGCGUCACCAACAGCAGCACACGCCAGCAGCAAUGCGCGACAGCUCCCUUCUAGCUGUUUGUUUGCUCUUAAGUAGAGUACGGCAGUGGUGGUGUGUGCUGCUGGCUUUGUAGCAGCCUCAAGCUGUGCAAGCAGUCUGAGUGUCGUUGUGGGUGUUGGGGAGGAGCAGCCGCAGCGUGCAUGCAUGGGCGGCUGGAGCAGGAGUGAGCGCAGGUGCAGCGAGGGGGGGGGGUAGUAGGAGCAUGGGAGGGUAUGUCGCGGGUACGGCGGCAGGAGUGACGGUGUGAGAGCAGGGGUGGAGCGCGGAUUGGCAAGGACCUUCGGCACAAGAAAGUGGCUGGGUGGGCGGGUUGGCCCUAUUGGGCGGUUGACUGCCGUAGUGGUCCAGGUGGGCCGAGGAGAGGGUAGGGAGGAGGAAGUGGCGAGAGGCGAGUAGUUGUGGGGAAAGGGAUGUACGUGUUUUGCGGGAGGAUGCUGGGUUCCUUUGCAUAGAGGUCGGUUGGGGGUGCGGUGGCGGCGGCGUCGCAUCAGGCGGGAAGAGGUGGGAGCCUGCUCGGCAGCAUGGGGUGAGCAGCUGUCGUCCGGCGUUCGAUGGAAUGCCAAAGGUGGGAUUAAGGGCCAAAGGUGCGGCUGCGCGCUGUAGAGGUGAUGGCGCAUGGGCGUACAAGCCGGGAAGGAGAGCAGGGAGCAGGAUUUAUCUUUCCCUAGUAUCGACCCAAGGUAGGCGCGGACUACCUCUGUUUCCGCAGCCUCUGCUGUGGGUUUGCUGUGGUGGCGGAUGGGCCGGAGGUAGAAGUUGCCCUUAGCAUUACCGUUGCUUCGCCCUCGGGGUUAUCUUGGGAUAUCGGUAUGCUAGCUACGGAUCGGAGGCCGUCAUGCAGUUGGAGACUUUGCUGCAGUUGCUGCUGCUACGAUACUAUGUCGCAGAAUAAGGGGAGAGGGCAACGCAAAGGCCCGGGGACUUCGUCUUUGCAAGUAAGCAAAUUACCGACUUGGUCCUCUUCACACAUUGGGG
Molecule: messenger RNA, 2551 nt
Organism: Astrephomene gubernaculifera
Lineage: Eukaryota; Viridiplantae; Chlorophyta; Chlorophyceae; Chlamydomonadales; Astrephomenaceae
Source: the annotation of a GenBank genome assembly